This is a messenger RNA of Hibiscus syriacus, 366 nucleotides long. Its product is annotated as macrophage migration inhibitory factor homolog. Gene Ontology annotation, molecular function: phenylpyruvate tautomerase activity. NCBI's taxonomy places the organism in Eukaryota, Viridiplantae, Streptophyta, Magnoliopsida, Malvales, Malvaceae. Bases 7 to 339 code for a protein of 110 amino acids. The transcript is spliced from 2 exons. The record is from RefSeq and is a predicted model, not a curated record.
AGAGAAAUGCCUUGCGUUUACAUCUCAACUAAUCUCAACUUAGACGAGGUCGACACCGAUCCCGUCUUCUCCCAAGCCACCAAAGCCCUCGCCUCCAUCAUCGGAAGGCCGGAACACUUGGUGAUGAUGAUUUUGAAGGGAUCAGUGGCGAUUUCAUUCAACGGGAACAAGGAUCCGGCGGCGUAUGCGGAGGUGUUGUCGAUGGGCGGCAUUAACAGGGACGUGAAGAGAAAGUUGAUAGCCGCGCUGGGCAGCAUUUUAGAGAAUAACUUGUCCAUUCCCAGAACCCGUUUUAUUGUCAAAGUCUGUGAUACGACUGUUGGCCGCUCCAAAUUAUGAAUAAACAAAUAUAUAUACACAUUAUUG